CUUGUGCCACCAGUACUGCGUCCCUGCAUCCAGGUUACAAUGGAAUUUCAGACUUUGUUGACUUUGUGGACCUUCGCAUUGUUUUUGCCAUCAAAUGGAUGGCGUCUGAACCUUGACCGAUCGGAUGAAGCCUAAGUGUGGCUUUGGUUUACGGACAAUGUGGCCAUGCGCGUGCUCUGUGUAUACUGGCACCCACCAAGGUAUAUAAACUCGGCAGUUUGAUUCGUCGUUUUUUCAGGACUGGUCUCUUCCCUUCAUAUAUCGAGCAAACCUUCUCAAUGAGCUCUCUCUACUCUGUUGUGGACAGCCUCAAGGAUGAUGUUGAGGACGAGGUCUUACCGCAGCCUUACGACCCGGCGAAGAAACGCUAUGCCACCUACUUUCCUGAUUCUUUCCCAAAUAUUCUGGCCUGCCUGCGUAACUCGGAUGACCAUCAGAGUACAUGGAAUUUCACCCCUUCUCCGUCGCACCUCCUCCUCCAUGCCAUCUCCCCUGAAGUUAAUCCUGAGACUACGGAGCAGCCGGAAUCCUUCACUCCUGCCCAGCGGAUCGCAUCUUCAUAUCGCAAGAAGAGUCUGUCAAUUGUCAUCCCUCCCCGCGUCGACUAUUCGCUAUCGAUUGAUAGCUCAGAGGACGACACACUGGUCGACGAUUCGGAGUACUGCUCUCUUGAUUAUGUCGGCCAAGACAUUUCGGAUGUAGUCCCAAAAAUCAGGUUGAGACAAACCUGUUCAGAUGCUCUCACUGACUUCAAGGCGGAAGCUUUCGCAGAAAUGCUUCGCUGCCAACUUUCCCCAGAAGACCCCCUUCGUGCCACCUUCAUUUACAUGACAUCGUCGAUGAGCGGCGUUUUGAGUGCAACUUCUGUGACGGCCGAUACGAAACCAACCAAGAGCUCGCCAUGCAUCCUUGCCCAAGUAGAUCUAUGUCAGCACCCUGUAGUCCCAUCGUCGCGGGCAUAA
Messenger RNA from Desarmillaria tabescens, 962 nucleotides. RefSeq lists its product as uncharacterized. Bases 279 to 962 code for a protein of 227 amino acids. The record is from RefSeq and is a predicted model, not a curated record. Lineage: Eukaryota; Fungi; Basidiomycota; Agaricomycetes; Agaricales; Physalacriaceae. The transcript is spliced from 5 exons.